AUGUGCAGUCUCGUGGCUUCUCCGCAACAAUUGGUCGCGUAUCAUCGCAGUCUUCAGACUGCUCUCCAGAGCGUGAGAUCAUUUUCAUCCCAAGGUAGCCGGAAGAAGGAUCCAAGGGGGAAUCAGCUAUCCAACAGCAGAGAAGGUGAAGGAGGACUUGUUAGCAAGACCCAGCUCGGCCUGAUCGGUCCUCAGGAGCAUUCUUUCCCCCUCCCGGGCAACAUCGGGUUCGACCACCAACUGCGGUCGAGAACCUUCAAGGAUUCCUGGUCUUCGAGUCGCUGCGUUCAACCACUUCAGCUUCUUUCUGCCCUCACCAAUCACGAUCGGCACCUCCAAGCUGUGAGAGAUUUUCUGGAAAGUCCAGUUCCCAUGGAGGUGGUCCCAGAAUCCAAGCCUAUGCAGCCAGACAGCUUGGAAUGUGCUGCCCAAGAGUGUCCCAAACUGCUUCGCAAAGAGUUUAAUGACCUCUUUCCUGAUCGGAACUUGAAGCAAGGAACCCUUUCCCUUGUGACUUUGAGUCAGAAGACAUUGAAUGACAUGAGCAGUUGGAGUAGUGCAGUAGAGGAAGAGAGGGAGAAGCUCACUUCCACGUUCGUAGAUCUGGCCCAAGAGCUCUGCAGUCAGUUGCAUUCCGAGGGAUACUGGGCGGACUUCAUCGACCCGAGCUCCGGUCGGCCGUAUCUGGGCGCAUACACCAAUGCGACCCUCUUUGAGACGGACGAACGUUUCAGGCACCUUGGCUUCGAGAUAGAAGAUUUGGGAUGCUGCAAGGUCAUCAGUCACCAUCGUUGGGCCACUCAUGUGUUUGUGGGUUGCAUCUUCACAAAUGCUCCUUUGGAUCAUCCAGUCAUGCAACAGCUGCUGCAGAAGGAUGGUGCAGCCAAAUGCUAAACGAUUCCCACACCCCAUGGAGACUCAUCCUAGUCGUCAUCGUGAAAAGGUGUGCACGGUCUGGAUGGAAUUCGAAAGAUGCUUUCAGAUUUUUUCUCUCUAUUAUGUCAUCACUGUUUUUGAGUGAAUCUUUGUUAUGAUGUCUAUUCUCUGUGUUGUGAUACCUCUCAUGAUGUAGAUUAUUUGUUGCAAAGGACACGAAGAGUCGGAGUAAACAUAAUGAGUCUGUUUUUUGUUAUUCUUUGUCAGUCUUAUCCUGAGAAUCGUCAUUGGGAUUUUAAAGCGAAGGAUCAUUUUGCC
This is a messenger RNA of Darwinula stevensoni, 1194 nucleotides long. Lineage: Eukaryota; Metazoa; Arthropoda; Ostracoda; Podocopida; Darwinulidae. The record is from the annotation of a GenBank genome assembly.